GUCUCAUCUUAACUCACCUAAAUGUCAUUAAUUUUCUUUCUAUUUUAUUAAAGAUCUAAAAAGAAUCAAUCAUCCAUAAAAGUUCAUAAUUCCCGAAAUAUAUUCAAAAUAUUUGUAGACAGACACUUGGGAGAGGACUAUAAGUACACAGAGAUCCCUCGCAAUCUUCACAUCACACCACCAAUUUUGGUUUAAGGGUUUCAUUCGAUUUGGAAAGCGAUCUCGUUUGGUGAUCUGAGAAAUGGCGACAAGUGAGAAACAAAGCAGCCCAAAGCCCCCACCUUCGCCUUCACCUCUCCGCAAUUCCAAGUUUUUUCAGUCGAAUAUGAGGAUAUUGAUCUCAGGAGGAGCUGGAUUCAUUGGAUCUCACCUUGUUGAUAAGCUGAUGGAAAACGAGAAGAAUGAGGUGAUUGUUGCUGAUAACUACUUCACUGGUUCCAAGGACAACCUCAAGAAAUGGAUCGGUCAUCCUAGAUUUGAGCUCAUCCGUCAUGAUGUCACGGAGCCACUGUUGAUCGAGGUUGAUCAGAUUUACCAUCUCGCAUGUCCCGCAUCUCCCAUUUUCUACAAGUACAAUCCCGUGAAGACCAUCAAGACCAAUGUGAUCGGCACACUUAACAUGCUAGGUCUUGCCAAGCGUGUUGGCGCAAGAAUCUUGCUUACCUCUACCUCGGAGGUGUAUGGAGAUCCUCUCAUCCAUCCCCAGCCUGAGAGCUAUUGGGGAAACGUCAACCCAAUUGGGGUUAGGAGCUGUUAUGAUGAAGGCAAGCGUGUAGCUGAGACUUUAAUGUUUGACUACCAUAGGCAACAUGGAAUUGAAAUCCGCAUUGCCAGAAUCUUCAACACUUAUGGUCCACGCAUGAACAUAGAUGAUGGGCGUGUCGUAAGCAACUUCAUUGCUCAAGCACUUAGGGGUGAGGCAUUGACUGUUCAGAAACCUGGGACACAGACCCGUAGUUUCUGUUAUGUAUCUGACAUGGUUGAGGGGCUAAUGCGCCUCAUGGAAGGAGAUGAAACUGGUCCCAUCAACAUCGGUAACCCAGGCGAGUUUACGAUGGUGGAACUAGCUGAGACAGUGAAGGAGCUGAUAAACCCGAGCAUAAAGAUAAAGAUGGUGGAGAACACACCCGAUGAUCCAAGACAGAGGAAGCCAGAUAUCACAAAGGCUAAAGAAGUGUUGGGGUGGGAACCGAAGGUGAAGCUCCGUGAAGGCCUUCCUCUUAUGGAAGAAGAUUUCAGGCAAAGGCUCGGAGUCCCCAAGAAGUAAAAACUUUGGUUCACAAAUCAAACCCAAACGUGAAUGCACACUACUAUAAGUCAAUUUCUACAUUUUAAUAUCCACAGUUCAAGUGGUUGGUUUAAUUUCAUAUAUAGUAUGUUUCUAUUUACUGCAGUCUGAAAUGUUAUUUAGGUAGAAAUAAAGAUCACGAUGGACGAAAGCUAUAUUCUUGAUAUUUCUAGCAA
Molecule: messenger RNA, 1464 nt
Organism: Brassica oleracea var. oleracea
Lineage: Eukaryota; Viridiplantae; Streptophyta; Magnoliopsida; Brassicales; Brassicaceae
Product: UDP-glucuronic acid decarboxylase 5
Exons: 11
Coding region: 242-1267 (341 amino acids)
Biological process (GO): D-xylose metabolic process
Cellular component (GO): cytoplasm
Molecular function (GO): NAD+ binding; UDP-glucuronate decarboxylase activity
Source: RefSeq, a predicted model, not a curated record